This is a messenger RNA of Haplochromis burtoni (Burton's mouthbrooder), 1512 nucleotides long. Its product is annotated as complement C1q-like protein 4. Lineage: Eukaryota; Metazoa; Chordata; Actinopteri; Cichliformes; Cichlidae. Gene Ontology annotation, molecular function: protein binding. The record is from RefSeq and is a predicted model, not a curated record.
CACAAGCAGCUAAGGUGAAAGAAUUGGAGUUGCUAAGGGCAGAAAUGGAUAAGCUGAAGCAAGAGAGCCAAGCACAAGGAGGAGAGCUAAUCACCAUUAAAAGUAGGGCAAACAUCACAGAAAACCAGGUGGAGGUCCUGAAGAGAGAAGCAGAAGUCAAACGUGUGGCUUUCUCAGCCUCUCUGUCAGGCACAGACGCACAAACUAUUGGACCAUUUGACACAUACAUGCCUCUGGUCUUCAAACAUGUUGUUUCCAAUAUUGGAAAUGCCUAUAAUUCGCACACAGGUUCCUUCACUGCACCAGUAAGAGGAGCGUACCACUUUGAAUUUUACGUAUUUGGACAUCAUUCACAUCCUGCAGGGGCUGUGUUGGUCAAGAAUGGAGAGCACGUCUUUAUUGCAUACGAACAUUCGAGCGGUCCUCAUUCAGUCAGUUCUUCUAAUGGUGUCACAUUGCUAUUAGAGGUAGGAGAUGUGGUGUUUUUGCGACUGUGGAAUGGCGCUUGGAUUUAUGACAAUACAAAUCGGCACAGCACCUUCAGUGGACAUCUGCUUUUCCCCAUGUGAGAAGAAAAACAGCCUAAGAUAUCUGUGCAAGCACACUCUACCAGUGUAUUAGUUACUCUGCAUUUUUUCUAGAUAUGAAGCUGACAGAGCAGCCACAAGUAUGAAUAUGUAAACUAUCAUCAUGUUUUCUUACUUUGUUUAGCCUUUUAUUUAAUUGUUGGCAAAUUUUGUUUUUUAAAAAGAGAGAUUGGGUUAAAUGUUUUCUUUUGCUUCUUCUUCUACUUUUUUAAAAAGCUGAAUAGUAUCAGACCCACUUAAACACAAAUUACGCACAUGUAAAAAUACCUUGUGAUUUAUAAAACCAUGUUAAUAUAGCACGAUCUAUUUCCUUAGAAAGCAAAGACAGAAAGAAAGCUAGACAUUACUGUAACUGUAACUGUUUUAAUCCUUUGCUUGUCAAUUUCCAGUCAAUUAAACAAAUAGCUAACUUUAUUUUUUCAUCUUCAUGAAAAACUCCUGCAAUGUCCCACAGAGUUUACACUUUUGGCUUACACCUGGAUUUCUUACAUCAACACUUGGCUGCCAUUAAGUAUGGCUUCUGUUUUACACCUGCACUACUACAACACAGCACAGACUUCAUCCAACACAUACAUUCCCACCAUUUGAUUGGAAAUAUGGAAAAGCUGUAACUAAUGCGUCACAAACACAUAUUAUUGCCAACUUGUUUGCAGUUUAACUUUCUCCCAAAUGAAAGAGUCUAUUCCAACUAACUUACAACAUUAACAAUGCAGCACCUGCUUAUUUAAAGUUUUUAUGCAACUGACUUUGAUACCGACUGCUUGUAAAUCCAUAGUCUGGCUCUAUUUUCUAUUUCACAGCUCUUAACCUCAUAUUUUUCACUUGGACCUCAAAUCACAGAACACAUUUCUCCUGAAUGUGCCAUUCACCUCUAAUCCCGCUGGACUUGUAUUUAAACUGAGUUAAUGGCUCAAUUAAAACACAU